Molecule: messenger RNA, 2046 nt
Organism: Botrytis cinerea B05.10
Lineage: Eukaryota; Fungi; Ascomycota; Leotiomycetes; Helotiales; Sclerotiniaceae
Exons: 4
Coding region: 309-1589 (426 amino acids)
Source: RefSeq, a predicted model, not a curated record
GAGUACAAAGAAGCAAUCUACCUUAUUCUAUACAUUAUAAAGAAGCUUCAACAACAGGUCUCCUAGUUACAGCAUUUGAAGCGUAUUGCCAUCUUCUUCUUCUCAGACAGACAGCUUUCUUCACACAUAACAUUCAGGAUAUCUCAUCCGAUACUGCAUUACUACUGGUAUCUUCUCUUUAUUCCUCUCUGCAGGUAGAGAGAGAUCGUUGAUAUUACACCCAACUUUACAGCUACCGACCAGAGACAACUACUUCAUUUUCUGCAGCACACCAAUCUUAGUUCUCAUCUUGGUCUGUAUAGGUGAAAAUGAGCUCUUCUUCUUCUCAAGGAGUUAUGCAACUUGAUCAGUUUAGUGAUCAACUCGCGGAUCAACUUCAAUUGGUUGCCAUAGCUGCAAUUGCAAACAUGCCAGUGCCAUCUAUCUCCUCAAAUUCUUCAGAGGAUAAUUUGUUGGAGACUUUUGGGUCCAAUCUGUCAGAGGUUGUACAAGAUCCACAAGUUGAGUUCAUUACAGCCCAAAAUAAUACGGCACUGUCAACAAUUUCUAGCACAUUUCCAAAUUUUCAGAAUCUUUCUUUGGAGCUACGCACAAUGAUCUGGAAAUUAAAUUUACCCGGAGCCCGAAUCAUUGAUGUCAUUUACGACAAAGACCAGGACAAGUACUUCUCGUUCCAUUCUAAACCACCUUCUCUAUUGCACAUAAACAAAGAAGCCAGAUCGUUUGCGCAGAAGGUUUACAAUUUGAGCUUUCCAACACAAUCCCACCCGGCGAAUAUCUACAUCAGAUAUGACAUUGAUGUUAUCUACUUCUCCAACUGGCUUACGGGCUAUAAAUAUGAGGAGAACGGUUGGUUCGAACAUGUCGAUAUUGGUCCGCUUGGUAAGAUGGGACUAGGAAGACAGGAUUUGAAGUCAAUUACACGAGUAGCUGUCAACUCAAUCUAUUUUGAUGUGCCCCAAAGAUAUUCGGCCAACAGUAUGGAGUAUUUCUGUCACUCUACAUCAAAUAUACUCGCCAGAUUCAGUUCCUUGAAGAGACUAUACGUGGUCGUUGAAGAUAUCAACCCCUAUCAGAAAGGGGAUAUUACAUUUCACAAUAUUCCUGCCAAUAUCCGCCUUCACCCUUCAAAUUUCUGUGCCUUCUGCGGGGCUCUCAAAAUUGUCAGAGGUUUUACAGAUAUGAAGUGGGAUCUGACUUGUACUUGGAAAGUCCCUUCCGUUUCAGUCGUGGGAGCGGCUCGUAAUGGUAAACUAUCACAUAUGGGCCAGUAUCAACGUUGCGAUUGUAACAAUUCUCGAAUACCAGGUGUGACUUAUCAACAUCCCCCCUGCGAGGAGUACCAUCCAAAGCCAGCUAAGCCCGCUGGUCAAGUUGAUGACGUCGAUGCCGAUGAUUUUACAUCUAAGUUUGACAAAGAUGAUUUGCCGGAAGAAGAAUGGGGUCUUGCUGAAAAUGAGCUGGGUGAAUUGAUCUCAGAAGAAGAGUCCUAUCAUACAUUUGUUGUUGAGUAUUGUGAGGGAGAGUAUGGAGUUAAUCAUGAGAAGUGGCUUGGCAUCGACUACAUGUUGAGCCGGCCUUUCUUGUGAGUUUUUAUCUACCCUAGAGUUCUUGGAAACACCAAGAUAUCUGAGGUUGGAUAUGAAAAGAAGGGGGCUAUAGUACAUUACCAACGUCUUCCUGGCGUAUACCAAAAUGUCACACGCCGACAAUUUGGUGACCAUUUCUUUUUUUUUUGUUUUCCCUUGUUCUCUUCGCUUUGUCUCCAGGAAAUAGUAUUGAGGGUUAGUUGAUUACAGUAUGAAUGAUAAUCUGACAGGAGCGGAUUCCACAAGUUAUCCGAUUCCAGAUCAGAUGUUAGGAUGAAUUAUGAUGUAUCAAGGUUACCGUUGAUAUGUCGAUGGGGUAUCAGUUGAAAGAAGUAGUUUUCAUAUCUUCAUUCGUCUUUUACAGUUAUUCAAGGCCAACAUAAAGAUAAGAGUGUCUAAAUCUGUACUUUAGCUUCGUUAGGAUGACCUAAUGAGAUAAUAGAAACGUUCUAUACCA